AUGUCUGAAGAUGACGAAAAAGUUAAACUCCGUCGAAUUGAACCUGCCAUCCAGAAAUUCAUUAAAGUGGCAAUUCCAACAGAUUUGGAAAGGUUAAGAAAACACCAAAUAAAUAUUGAGAAGUAUCAGAGAUGCAGGCUCUGGGACAGAUUACACGAAGAGCACAUAAAUGCAGGACGAACAGUUCAGCAACUCCGUGCCAAUAUGAGGGAGAUGGAGAAACUCUGCGUGCGGGUCCGACAGGAAGACGUCCCAGCUCUGCAGAGAAUGAUCGAUCCCGUCAAAGAGCAAGCUUCACUUGCCAUAAGAGAAUUCCUGCAGCUCCAUUCUCAAUCUGCAGAAGAACUUAAAAGGCAGCUUGAAGGACAGGAGGAUGCCUCUUUAACCAGAUCUGUAACUGUAGGAGGAG
Merops nubicus (carmine bee-eater) is the source of this 409-nucleotide messenger RNA. Its product is annotated as syntaxin-17-like. The annotation marks the transcript as partial. NCBI's taxonomy places the organism in Eukaryota, Metazoa, Chordata, Aves, Coraciiformes, Meropidae. The record is from RefSeq and is a predicted model, not a curated record. Gene Ontology annotation, cellular component: membrane. The transcript is spliced from 3 exons. Gene Ontology annotation, biological process: vesicle-mediated transport.